This is a messenger RNA of Protopolystoma xenopodis, 192 nucleotides long. NCBI's taxonomy places the organism in Eukaryota, Metazoa, Platyhelminthes, Monogenea, Polystomatidea, Polystomatidae. The record is from the annotation of a GenBank genome assembly.
GCAUCUGGUCUGCUCUACACCUGUUGGGGUGAACUGUUUCGUCGUGCCGAGACCAUAUACAACCUUGUGUGUCCUCACCUCAGUCGGGCACCUUUUCCGGAAGUUAUGCCAGUCAAACCUGUCCUCAGAAGUGCCUCUGCCUCCAGCUUGGCAGAGCAGGCUUCAGUUGACGUGGUUCAGGCAUUAGACUAG